This is a messenger RNA of Doryrhamphus excisus (bluestripe pipefish), 2264 nucleotides long. It is a transcript of the gene seh1l, whose product is annotated as SEH1-like (S. cerevisiae). Gene Ontology annotation, molecular function: structural molecule activity; protein binding. Gene Ontology annotation, biological process: cellular response to amino acid starvation; positive regulation of TORC1 signaling. The record is from RefSeq and is a predicted model, not a curated record. Gene Ontology annotation, cellular component: nuclear pore outer ring; Seh1-associated complex. Lineage: Eukaryota; Metazoa; Chordata; Actinopteri; Syngnathiformes; Syngnathidae.
GAAAUCCCAAUACUGGGAGUCCCAGUUCAGUAAAAAAAAAAAAAAAAAACUCGCGAGUUUUGGACGACUCGGUCAACACUCGACCAUUACUUUUGCUGCUUGCUAUUGUGUGCAUCGUGUUGCCAACUGGGUAGGAAAGAUGUUUGUUGCACGCAGCAUUGCAGCAGAUCAUAAAGAUCUCAUCCAUGACGUUUCUUAUGAUUUCCACGGACGGAGAAUGGCGACUUGUUCCAGUGACCAAAGUGUAAAGGUCUGGGACAAGAGUGAAAAUGGAGAGUGGCACUGCACAGCCAGCUGGAAGACACACAGUGGAUCAGUGUGGAGAGUGACUUGGGCUCACCCAGAAUUUGGGCAAGUUUUGGCUUCAUGCUCUUUCGACAGGACAGCAGCCGUGUGGGAGGAAAUUGUAGGAGAGUCAAAUGACAAACAGAGAGGACUGAGCCACUGGAUCAAAAGAACCACACUUGUGGACAGCAGAACAUCAGUGACGGAUGUGAAGUUUGCUCCUAAACACAUGGGCCUGAUGCUGACCACGUGUUCUGCAGACGGCGUGGUGAGGAUCUAUGAGGCUCCUGAUAUCAUGAACCUGAGUCAGUGGUCCCUGCAGCACGAAAUCUCCUGCAAGCUCAGCUGCAGCUGUAUUUCUUGGAACCCCUCAAGUUCACGUGCCCAUGCGGCAAUGUUUGCUGUAGGGAGCGACGACAGCAGCGUGGCGUACGGCGGCAAAGUCCAGAUCUACGAGUACAAUGAAAACACAAGGAAAUACGCUAAAGCCGAGACGCUAGUCACCAUCACAGAUGCCGUGCACGACAUUGCUUUUGCUCCCAACCUGGGAAGGUCUUUCCAUGUCCUCGCCAUCGCGACCAAAGAUGUUAGAAUCUUCAAGCUGGUGCCCGUCAGGAAGGAGAGCACCUCCACAGGACCCACCAAGUUUGAGGUGCAGAUCGUGGCCCAGUUUGACAACCACAACUCUCAGGUGUGGCGUGUGAGCUGGAACAUCACGGGCACACUGCUGGCCUCCUCGGGGGACGAUGGCUGCGUGCGCCUCUGGAAAGCCAACUACAUGGACAACUGGAAGUGCACAGGCAUCCUGAAAGGCGAUGGCAGCCCACUGACUGCUUCAUCUGGUCAGCCCACAGCCAUGAGAACCGUGAUUGGGUCCUCGGCUCAGAACACCCUGAAUGGCCUGCCUGCAGGAAGGAAUUGAAGGAGGACACUGUCUCCCAGCUGACCUCUCCAAAGACACACCAGCGUCCUGCAUACUACUAAUGUCCACCGUACAACUAACGUGUACAUCUUUGUUGCUGUGCAUGAACGUCUGCUACGCCAUCUUGUAGAUUAGAAGAAAAAAAAUAAUUGCAUGAUGUGACUGCACUCCUUUUCACAUCCCUCCUUUGUUCCCACAACUUUCUUUUAAUGUCAUUUCCUUUCGUUUUUCUUUCCAUUCUUGUCUGCGUCUUCUCCUUCUGUGGUGUCUUCAGGUAUUUCUUUCCACCUCUGGACCCCCCCAGAGCUGGAAGCGUGCAUGGUCACCUGCUGCCUCCCUCUUCCCUCAUUGAGCCCUGUGAUGUUGAGCCCAGUCAACAGCAGGCUCUCCUUCCACACAGACUUUCCUCAAGGUCGCUCGUGUCCUUGUCACCGUCUGAUGGACAUUGAUACUUUACCUGUCACACACACACCACUUUAAAACAAACAUUUCAUUUCUCCUGAUGUCUAUGUGUGUGCGUGUGUGUUUGUGGUAAUGCAGUUUUCUGAUGAACAACGAGAAAAUGAACAAAAAACAAAAGCGAAAAAUGACUUUAUUAAAAAAUAGAACAUAGCUACAAGGCUUGUUUGGGUGUGUUCCCACAAUAGGUGACAGAUGUCAAAAAGGUUUGUAAAUUAUUUAAUAUAGGUCAAAUUAUGAAAAGCAUGUCAUUGCAGUGCUACACACAUUUUUUAACUCUCGCAAGAAAUACAAAAUAUGUAAUUCUUCUCUAAAAGAACCGUUCUUGAUGCUCCCAAGAACAAUGUUGUAUGGAAAGGGAAUCGUAGAUAAAAGGUCUACAGUUUGGACCUUCGUAAUAUUUUCAGGCAGGCCAUUUUAGACAAUGUUUUAAAAACCAAUGUUUUAAAAAAUGUAUGACCUUUUAAACAUGUUUUAAAAAAAUAACAGCCCUAUAGUUACCCAAUAUAUUGAUAUCUGGCAUGGGUUAAGGCUGCAACAGUAGCACGUGUAUUAUUGUGCCUGCUAUGACUCAUUCAAAUCUACAAUAAAAGCCUAU